Messenger RNA from Rhagoletis zephyria (snowberry fruit fly), 3999 nucleotides. It is a transcript of the gene bowl, whose product is annotated as brother of odd with entrails limited. Gene Ontology annotation, cellular component: nucleus. Gene Ontology annotation, biological process: embryo development; regulation of transcription by RNA polymerase II; embryonic hindgut morphogenesis. The record is from RefSeq and is a predicted model, not a curated record. Gene Ontology annotation, molecular function: RNA polymerase II transcription regulatory region sequence-specific DNA binding; DNA-binding transcription factor activity, RNA polymerase II-specific. NCBI's taxonomy places the organism in Eukaryota, Metazoa, Arthropoda, Insecta, Diptera, Tephritidae.
GCAAACUCAGCGAAAUUAGUGAAAGAAAUUUUAAGAUUUCGCAAUUAAGUAGAAAAGCGAAAAAUCAUAAGUAAACAAGCGUUUCUCAAAGGCAGCAACAGAAAAAGCGUUCGCUGUCUGCUUAAUUCUGGCGUUCGCGCUGUUUCCAUGUCGCUCAUAAGCUCAUAGCGCGUACGCGAAAUCAGUCGAACUAAAAUUUAGUAUUUGACUUUCGUUAGCACCGCGCGCGCGCGCGCUCUACUUGCCUUCGCUUCACAAUUUUAGUUCAACUACUGCGCGCAGUGUUUGUGUUUACAGUAAGCUUAUCAAAGCCAUAAAUUGCAGCUUAUCAUUAUUGUUCUAGAAUAAAGAAUUUUUAUAUUUAUGUCUGCGAAAGGUAACAAUGAGCAUUUUAUUAUGCCAUCAUUUAGAUAAAUACUAGAGGCACACAAAUUUCGCAACCGCGACGCGCCGCGCCGCGAACGUUUAUAGCAAUAAGUGAAAAACUUCACCGAAAAAGCCAAAAAGUAGCAGCCAAAAACAAUGCGCCGCUUAUCAGCUGCCCUCACCGCCUACUUAACAACUUAGCCAUGUCAGUGUUGCGACAGUGAGCUCCACAGCUAUACACGCGCGCAAGAUCGUCAAUUGCUCCCCCCCCCCGAAAUGCCUACCGAAAACACAUUGCUGGAGGAGCGCGCUGGCGGCGGAUCCAUCUCCAUGGUACGCCCUACGCGCCUGGAACAAUUUUUGCAAGCGCCUGGUGCAGGCGGUGCCUCCGAACAACGCAGCGCUUCCAACGGUCGUGUACCCAGUGGCGCUGCAGCCGCCGCUGCAGCUGCGGCCGCGUACGAAACACAACUCGCUUACCAGCAUCAUUUGGUAGCGGCGGGUUUGAUGAGCGCUACUGGUGGCGCCACCAAUGCGCAGACUGCGCAUUCUGCCUUCGUACCGGUGUUGCCCUCGCGAAAUGCUUUGCGCGCACAAGGCGCUGCCGCCAUCUAUGGUGGCAUGCUCGAUGCCGCUGAGGUGGCGAAGGAGGCGAGCAAGCGCCAUGGCAGCAAUUCCAAUUUUGAGAUCAUUUCCAUGAUGGCGGAUAAGCGCAAGGAGUUGGCUUUGCGGGAGGCAGCUGCUGCUGCGAUGUUGAUGCAACGACCGCCUGGGCAGGGACCGCCACCGGGUGUACCGACGGCUGUAAUGUAUCCACCACCGCCACCGCCGUAUUUGGGCGGUCCGGGACCGUCACCAACCGGCGCUGGCACCUUUGCAUUUCCCUCGGCGGCUGCAACAGCGGCGCUCUUUCCUGCUGGGCUACCACCAUCAAUGCAUGCCGGGCUGGAUCGUCGUUUACUGCGCGCACCGGGACGUGCAUCGCGUCCAAAGAAACAGUUUAUUUGCAAAUUUUGCAAUCGUCAAUUCACCAAGUCCUACAAUCUGCUCAUACACGAGCGCACGCACACCGAUGAGCGGCCGUACUCGUGCGACAUCUGUGGUAAGGCAUUCCGCCGGCAGGAUCAUUUGCGCGAUCACAGAUAUAUACACUCCAAGGAGAAGCCAUUCAAAUGCACCGAAUGCGGCAAAGGUUUCUGCCAGUCGCGUACGCUGGCCGUUCACAAGAUCCUACACAUGGAAGAAUCGCCACACAAGUGUCCCGUUUGCAGUCGCAGCUUCAAUCAGCGCUCCAAUUUGAAAACGCACCUGCUCACGCACACCGAUCACAAGCCCUACGAGUGCUCUUCCUGCGGCAAAGUCUUUCGCCGUAAUUGUGAUCUGCGUCGUCAUGCGCUCACGCACGCCGUCGGUGAUGUGCCUUCCGAGUAUGUAGAUGUGGGCGAGGAAGAUGAGGGCCGACACCUGAGCGGUGAUGAAGAGGAUACUUUGUUGGAAGUAGAUUCACCACGACAAUCACCGAUACAUCGAUUGCAUAGCAGCACACCAACGCAUGCGCUCGACGAUGGCAGCGCAGCGGAUGCAGAGACGGCAAGUGAAAAUGCGCGCGCAGCUGCACGUAUGCGCCUAAAGCGCAAAGCCUGUUACGAUGCGGCGGAAAUCUCAGAUGAGUCAGACGAAGAGUUAGACGAAGAUGAUGAAUUGGAUGAGACCGAACUGGAGGAUGCAGAGCUGGACGACGAAGAGGAUGAAGUGCAAGCGGAACGCAAUAAUCCGAACGAAGGUUUGCUGGAGCCCAGACCUACUGGGCAGGGUGUGACGCAUUGCCAUCAUGAAGGUGGUGAAACGUAUACAAUGCGUCCAACACACGAAAUGCGUGAUUCAUACGAUCCCAUACAGGCGGCUAACUCACCGCACGCAUUAUGCGCGCCACCACCACCCGGUUCCGCUUUCAUGCCGUCGUCACCAAGCGCGCGCUACAAUCCGAUGCGCGCGCUACCUGGCGCCGGCGAGUCCAUACAUUCGCCGUCAACAUCGAAUGGACCGGAACCUUACAUACCAAUGUUGCACGUACGCAGAGAUCUCCAUCCUAAAGCGCUGCUCUUGGUAGGCGCUGAAAUGAAGGGCGGCGCUAGUAUGUUGCCGCCUGGUGUGAUGGUAGCAACGGCAGCGGCAGGCACACCGCCACCACCACAACAACCACUGCCACCACCACCGCUAGCUGCGCCCGCAAUCGCGCUACCGCCUGGCCCAACAGGCGCCCCACCAGCAGUAGUGCAGCCGUCGCCGCCGCCCUUGCCGCCGCUUGUCGAACCCGGAAAGAAUUUACAGCAGCCGCUACAUUCACCGCUCGAGUCAAUGCCCAGUUUUCUUGGCUCCAUACCCAUACGAAAGCGCAUUGUGGGCCUCGAGCAAAUGGUAGAUGCGCAACGCGCUUACAGCGUAACAACUAAUGCCGGCUUGUUGGCGCUCAACAUGUCACGUUCGCAUGCCGCCAUGAAAGGGCUGCCGCUACCGCCACCGCCGCAUGCACAACCUCCACCUACACACACGCUACUGCCCAGCAAGGCAUAUCUGGCCAGUCAACCGCCGCUGUUAGGGGAGAAAUCUGUGGGAAAUGGCGCCGGCGGCGAUGCUACGAACAACGCGCCCACAGACGUCUUAACGCAUAGGGGCAGAGAAAACGCAGGUGCUGGCGGCACGUCAGCAGUAGGGGCGUCUCACUUGCCGAGUGGCAGCGGUGAACGGCAUUUUUUGCUGCCGCCAGCCAGCGCAGUGAAUUUGAAUACUCAGGAGUCUUUAGCUGGUGGCAGUGGUGCGCGUUCAAUAAUAUCGGCAGCGUCUGCAACGAUAACAACGCGACAACAACAACAGCCGGCGCCGCAGCCGCAGCAGCAGCAACCACCAGCUCCUACGCGUCGCACUGGUUUCAGCAUAGAGGAUAUUAUGCGGCGCUGAAUUGACUACGAUUGAGAUCACAUGUUCUCCUUGGUUCAGGACAGUGGUUGUUUCCUAUGAUUUACUUGCUUUUUCAUGCAGUUCUUGCAUUUUGCAAUGAUUUCUCUAAGAAAAAUAAUAUAUUUGACUAAGAAGUAGCUUAAAAUUGAAUUGAAAAUCCUCAAGUGCCUUCUCAUGUAUUGAUGUACACAUGUAUGUAUGUAUACUUAUUCUAGUGUCUUAAAGCUAAUCGUAUACAUGUUUAUUUGUACGAGUUUACUAUACUAUGUACUUUCAGUUAAGAUUUCUAUAAAACUUAAUUAAAAUUUAAAUUAUAUAGCCCAUAAUGUAAAUAUAAGUUCAAUAUCAUCGUGAGAUAUGUAUGUAUGUUGUAUACCUAUUUGCCGGGCACUUAGUGCUCUAUUAAAAUGAUUUCAAUAUUUUUAACAUAAAUACUACGUAACUAUAUAUAAUAUUAUGAUAAUUGGCAAAGGAUAUCUGAAUAUAAAUUUGAAAGAAAUUAACGCCGGCAUGAGUGGCUUAUUUGUUAUGUAAUAAUUUAGAUACACUUUUAUGGCAGUGGAUCUCUAAAUGAUGAGCAAAAGACAACUUCAUUUCACUCUUUAGACCGGUGAUGGGCACUGUCUUGCCCGCGGGCAAAGCUAAACAUUUUAAGCUUUCUAUAAAUUUUGUAUA